UCGGUGUUCAAGGCCUGGCCGAGCGCGGCGCGCAGCUACAGGCAUCCCUCGCCAGUGGGGGUAACACAAGCACAGUGCGUGACGUCAGCUCGGCACCGGCGACGUCUCUGGUGAACAGUCUGCGCUCCGAGAGCCGGUCCCUGACAGAUGUUUCAGGUGCGGGGAGAGAGUGGGGGCUUGUAGGCAGUCCUCGGCGGGCCCUAGCAGGCCCCAGCAGGCCGCAGCAGGCCCCAGCAGGCCCCAGCAGGCCCCGGAAGGCCCCAGCAGGCCUGAAGGCUGACAUGCUCAGUUCCUCGGUGGCGGCUGUACACGUGGCCAGGUCGCCGCAGCAGGCGGCCCCCUCGUGACGGCUCCCGGACAUGGCGAGCACUGCGGGCAGGGACCCGCCCCCGGCCGCCCCCGAGCCGCCGCUGCACGACGUCAUCAUCGAGGCGGUGUGCGGGGGCGGCGACAAGCUGGAGGAGGCGGCGAGGGGCCAGCCGCCCGCACUGCCGCCCCGCCCCCCGCCGCGGCCCCGACAGCCCCCGGGGGCGGACCUGGUGGAGCAGUGCGCGCCCACGCCCGACGGGGGCGGAGCACCGCCCACAGUGCUGCGGCACUCGUGCUGGCUGCGGAAGUACGUGUUCCUGUGCACGGCGUGCGGCGGGUUGGCAUCCCUGCUGGGCGCGCUCUUCCUCACGGUGUACUUCAUGCUGCGCUCCUACACCUCUUCGCUCAGCUACUUCGAGACCGUCCCCACCUACGUGCCGGCCGCCAUGUUGAUUUCCACAGGCAUGAUAGUCAUGUGCCUUGCUGGGAGAAGGAACCGCUUCGGCUACCUGAUCAAGGUGUGCGGGGGCUGCUGCCUGGCCUGUGCCGUGCUGUGCGUGGUGGUCACCAUCACCACCACGGUCAUCCACAUGAGCCGCCUGCAGACCCUGCGCCAGUGCGUGUACACCCAGAAGACACAGACCUGCACCUGCUCCUCUGUCGACUUGGACGCUGUGGUCAGCCUGGAGACGGGCAACGAGGGGGUGCACUACGUGUUCAACUCGAUACCUGACUGCAACGUGGUACACGGCGCGCUCUACUCCUGCCUGCGUGCCAUGUUUGGACUGUCCGUGAUCGGCAUCAUGGUGUGCCUGUUCUCGUGUAUGCUCGUCUACCAGCUGCUGAGCCACGAGAAGAAGAAGAUGUACUGGGAGCAGCUGGAGAUGCGGUGUCGCUAUCUGUACCGGCAGCAGCGCGGCCCGCACCACUGCAGCUGUUGCGACGAGUGUCGCUACCCGGAGCCCUUCCCCUGGGAGCUGAUGGAGGACAGCCGCUACUGGACACCGGGCCGCGUCGGCAACUUGUACUCGCCCAACCCGGGAGAAGAGGGCUCCACUCGUCGCGCUCCUUCUGGCUGGAGCUGGCGCCGACUGCCCUGGGCACGCGGGACGCCCCCUGCAGCGGCCAGCCCCCCCACCCCCGAAGCCUUGCCCAGAAGACAGGUGUUCUCAGAGAACCAGUGUCUGGGGAGUGAACGAUUGAGGAGAGUGAUGUGCCGUGCGUGCAGGGAGACUCCGGCGGUGCAGCGCAACACGGCCAGCAGCCCAGACAGCCAGUACGGGUUCAGCAGCCAACCCGCGCCUGCCGAGACGGCAGACAGCGCAGGUGGGCGGGGCGAGCCACGCACCCCACAGACACCGCGCCCCUUCGUGACGGAGGGCAGUGCCAGCUACGGCCAGAGCUACUACAUGUGGGGGCCGCCACCCCCGUACUCCAACCCCCACUCGCACUGCGGCAGUCCCGCGCGCACGGCCGCCCCCGGGCUCGCACGCCUGCACCACCACCACCACCACCACCACUGCAGCCACGGCGACUACCGGCACCGAGCCGCCCGGCCCCACUUCGACGACUUCUCCUCAGGGGAGGGCGUGGUGGGGCCCGACGACGAGAAGACGGUGCGCCUGGAGAACUACGUGAACACGGGCGAGGUGCAGGUCACUGCCGGCAACACCACCGGCGACAACACCGACUCCUCGGAGGGCAAGGAGCGCCUCAAUAACACCCUGCCUGCGAGGAAGGCCAAGAAGAGGAUGGACAUGUCUGCCUUGAAGACCGGCAAUUUCCCGUACGGUGCGGACAACCAGGGGAGGAGUCUGAAGAACUCCCCCGGCCACUUCGCGGGCACCAACUCCGACCGCGGCGUGCACGGGCUGUGCAACCAAGGCUGCCGGAUGGGCGACCGCUGCCACGACCAGCUGAUGAUGGAUGAUGGCGAGCAGUUCCAGGUCUCCUUGCCGCUGAGCGUAAACGUGGCGAGGACGGGCGAGGGCUGCAUGUCGCCGCGUGCACGGUACGUGGCGCACCUGCAGGGGCACGAGGUUCAAGGUCACACGCUGUGCGGCAAGGUGGAGCCCACCGAGUCGGAGGUGUACUUCGCGGACGUGUCGUCCUGCUGCAAUGUGUCGGUGCGCAAUGACGGGCAGGACUCAUCGCUGUACGAUGAGGCGGUCGACCCGAGGAAGCAGCGGUCGGUGAGCGUGGCCCCGGGGACGGCUGAGGCUUUCCAUCACCAUCACCACAGGCAGCUGCACGAAGCCUCGCACGGCAGCACGCCCGGCACGGGGCACCAUCUGUUCCAGCAGUCCGUGCUCAUCACGGACAAGGAUGGCCAACACAACCAUCACCACCACGCCAUGCUGGUCGAGAAGAACAUCAACAAUGCAGAUCUCUCCGGCAAUGCAUUCAACUACCAAAGACAAUCGUCUACGCGAGGGCGCUUACAGUACCCGGUUGCAUUUCACGAGCACGUCGGGGAGCAUGAGUCCGUGACGGAGGAAGAAGUUGCGGAGAGCGUCCACAGGAAGAACUCCAUCCACGCCUGCAGGGAAUUCAUGGAAAUGGAUAUCAGAAAGGGCGUCGGCAUGACCUGUCCACGGCCGGACAUGUCCAAGGACUGCUUGCAGCACUUGACGCUGGCCACGAACUGUCCCGGGAGUGAUGCAAGCGACGGUAACUUCAUUUCCCCCAUGUCCAUCUCCACUCCGUCGUCUGAUGGAUUUACCAAAGAACAGAGCGGCUGCAACAGCAGCUACUACAACAACCAGAACUCCCCAGACAUGACACCGUGUCCAGCGCAGUCUCCGGGUGGCCCCCCUAACACCGUGCAUAGAAAAACCUACGAGCAGAACAGGCUACAGAACAAUAACUUCCAGAGUGGCGCGAAUUGCGAUUUUGCGCCGUUCUGCGGGCGAGACCAACUGUUCCUUGCGCCGGACGCUCAGUACGAAACAAUAGCGCAGCAGCCACGCCUGCGCGAUAUGAACGGGAACGGGAGCACCGGGUGUACAACCACGGCAAUGUCCCCGGGCCGCAGGCGACCACACCCAGCGCUGCGCAUCACUGCGGGAAACAACAACGGUGCAGAGAGCCUGUACCAAGCAGCGACCAGCACGGAGGACGAGUCGGAGAGUCAGCAGCCACAGUCCAACUGCUACAGCGAUGCCACCAUGGACUCCGGCUGCCACAGCGGCUCAGAGUUUGCUGCUAGUGCAUCUCGCACGCCCUGCGCCCAGGAGCCAGAGGAGGGCGUGCCGGUCUCAGCCAUGCGCUCUGUGAACGUGUAGAGUGGCGUGCGUGACUCUGACUGCUGCCACAGUGGCUCAGAGUUUGCUGCUAGCGCUCUGUGAAUGUGUAGAGUGGCGCCCAGGAGCCAGAGGAGGGCAUGCCUGUCUCAGCCAUGUGCUCUGUGAACAUGUAGAGUGGCGUGCGUGACUCUGACUGCUGCCACAGUGGCUCAGAGUUUGCUGCUAGCGCUCUGUGAAUGUGUAGAGUGGCGCCCAGGAGCCAGAGGAGGGCAUGCCUGUCUCAGCCAUGUGCUCUGUGAACAUGUAGAGUGGCGUGCAUGACUCUGACUGCUGCCACAGUGGCUCAGAGUUUGCUGCUAGCGCUCUGUGAACGUGUAGAGUGGCGCCCAUGACUCAGAGGAGGGCAUGCCGGUCUCAGCCAUGCGCUUGAGUUACAAGAGGUUGCGAGACUGGACGUCAGCCACAACUCAGCGUGUCAUGGGCGGACAUGAUGCAACAACAUGUGCUGGAAUGUUAUCAACUUUCCUUACCAUUAGAUAUCCAUUCCAGCAACUGUACUCACCAGGAGUCGGAAGUGAGAUACCAACGGCAGGAAAGCACCACGAGGCAGUCUGGUAGCUGUACUGUGUGAGGCCUCACACUUCUCCAGGUCCAAUCGCUACCCCACACUUAGGUGCUGACUUUGUGACGUAACCUCUGCUUCUGUCGUGAACCAUACAACUAGGUGUAUUACAUAUAACAUUAUAAUUAAAUAUUAGUUAAGUGAAUAGUGCAGCUAAGUAUCAACCAUGGUAAAAGAGAUAUACUUGUCAGUAGUAUUUUUUUUUUUUUUUGAUUUAAUGGUACAAUACCCAAAGCAUAGAAGCCGUUCACCAUUAUGUGUAUUUCAAAUUUAAAACGGAGGCAGUCUUCACAAAUUAUCAUAUGGCCAUGAUAAUACAUACCAAAGUACUUUAAAUUUUCCUGGUACACACAUAAAGGGAUCUGUAAAUAAUCACUGGGUGAAUAGUUCAUUCAUCACUUGGUAAAGUCCAAAUGCUAACAUAAAAUUACAUGCUGGUUUUAGCUGGCUACAAGAACAACAAAUUGUAACACAAUAGUCUAGAUCGCUUUUAAUGUUGACUGCCAUCUAUCGGCAUUAGGGGCAACUUCCCGAGUCCAUUGACUCCGGUAUGCCUGCUGAUGGAAUUUUUAAUUUGAUUGAAUUUAUACUUUACCAACCGUAUUUACAAUAUCACUCCAUUCCUUUUAUUAUUGUAUUUCUAUUAAUUAUUUGCUUGCAAAAUUAAAGUAAGUUUUUUAUCAUGCCAAAUAAGUAUAACUUGUAAUGCACGUACGUAAGAACACACACCAUAAGGGAGAAGUGUGGGCCCCAGGUGCUGGCCAACGUCGCCACGCCACUGGUCUCCAAGGACCUCAGUGGUAACCGCGGUGCAAACAAGUGUCAUGGCUGAUAGUAGGCUGACCUGGCCACAGGCUGGAUGCAUGUGAUGAUGAUGAGUUUAAAAAUGUUGUGAACCACAAGAUUUAUUCACCAAUAUUAAAAGAUAUAUGGAAUGGGACAUCUUGGAAAUACGUGUUCUGCGACUGUGUACUACGGUGUCAGCGCUAGCUCUGAGGAGAAGUGCUAGUUUCUGGUUUUGUGUUUGGAUGUGUUGGUGUUCUGUGUCCGUAGUGGCUUUCAUCAUGACCGUGACUAGAUUGGUAGUCUGGCUUCUUGUCGGGAUUUGUAAUUUGCAAUAUAAAUUUGUGUUUUGUUUCUUAGUGAACUAAAUGCUGUGCCCUAACCACUGCUCGUUCUAAGUAAUAGUAAAUAUGUCAUCCAUUCCAAGCUGUUUCAUGUGUUAAUGGCAUUGUAGUUUUUGCUGUGUUAGUUCUAUGUUCAUGAUUUGUUAAAGCAAGGCUGGAGUUAGUACAUCAGGAGGUGUCAGUUGUGUGAUAUUACUGUACACUGCAGGUUAUUCUGUGAAAGAUACCAGUAUGAAUGCCAAUUUAUGUAUUGAAAUAUUUAACCACAUAAAUAAAUUUAAACUGCAGCAAUCAAGCAGGUUGUAGGUAGACUUCACAUACGGAGUUGCUGCAGCUACUGAGACAGUUUCGUUUGACGUAAGAAAACAAGAUCACCCAACAAGGCAUCUCAGUUUGACACAAGCUUUACUACGUAAUACAGUUAGUGUUCUGGAGCCGUUCUAUACGUAAGCAUGCCGGUACAUAUGUAUUAUGUCCUUGUAGGCAAAUGAAAGCCAAAAUGAAUUAAACAUUGUUACUGGAGGUAUGCUUGAAAGUCGCUGCUGUUGCUACCUGCGAGUGACUUUCGUCCCCACACCCACACUGACCUUGCAGCUUUCAACAGCAUCGUAGCAUUUACAUUUGAACGUAGCCAAGGAGCACCUGUGCAUUGAGGAAGGCUCCGGCAACAAAUGGUGUGAGCCCAAAAUGAAACUAACAAUUUCUUUUCAAAUAUCAAAAGACAAAUUAUUAGGGCAAUCACAAAGUAACUUCCUGUGCAUUUAAUAGUAAUUUAAAAGAUAAAUAAAUUUUUACAACACAACCAAUAUUACAAAAAAUUCAUAUGGUAACCGUGUAUCUUUUUGGUUUAAAAAAUUUCUUUAAAAAAUAUUUUGAAUUAAAAAUGUUUAAAAUAUAACACAUACAUACGUGAUAAUGUAUUAUAUAGUAUACAAAUAAAUAAGUAAAAAAUUAUAUAGUAUGAAAAUUUUCAGUAUUUUACAAACUAUUUCCAUAAAUAAGAUUACUAAAAAAAUUAUUUCUGACAUGUGUGAGCGUACCAACCUAAAUUUUAAAAACUAUUCCUUUUAACAAAUUCACUCAAAAGAAUUUUAAAAUUGCACGCAAUUUAAUGGUCUGUUGCGAAAAAUCACAUUUUCACUCCUGCAGGAGCAAAGUUUAGGAUACUUCCCGAAAUCAUAUAAGAGAACACGCUUGAAUUUCUCACUAAAUUGAACUAACAGUCGUCACAGUCUUCCGACGGUGUCCAGCAUGCCGAACGGGAAGGGGCAAGAUUUACAAGUUUGUGCAGAUGACGAUGGUACUCCAUUUGCAUGUUUGUUACUCACGCCCAAAAUUACUGUGUUGCUGAAAUAACGAAAAAAUAUGUACGAUAAUUAAUAUGUAAGUGGGAAUGGCAGAACCAUGCCGCAUGCUGUUUGCCGAAUGUUUGAAAAUUAUCUUUCUUUUACAUACAUCUGUUAGUAAACUGAGUGAAAAGUAUUGGUCUAUACUUUGCGAUGCAAAGCACACCAGUUUUUAAUGAGAAGUCAUAGUUGGCCAGUAAUCAGCGAGGUCAUGAGAGAAGCUAGGAACGCACACUUGGCUUGUGCAUGUGUGAACACACAUUGCAGCUCGUGCUACACGUGCCGUUGGCUGAGACAAGAGUUCUGCCUUACCUUGCAGUUGUUCACACCUGAAACCUCCUUCCGCAGUUUGAAUAGUUCUGUGUAAUAUUACCUACAGUUUGCUAAAGAAGGAAAUUAUUUUUAUCUUGCAAUUCAGUAUUAGUGAAUUCACGGUCAUGAAUAGAGCUAAAAUUAAUUAAUUUUGUGCUCUACACAGAAAUGUGAGAUAAAACCAGCUAUUUAACAGGAAAUAUUACAUGACGUCACCCUAUAAAUUGAAGUUUUUAAACAGUAAAAUAAUUUUGUGCCCAGGGCUUCUUUUGAGAAUUAAAAUAAUUAUAUAAAAAAAGAAAUUGUCAAUAAUUAUAUGUAAAGUGUUAUUUUCUUUUACUGGUUUAAUGUUUAACAAGUGUAAACAUGAUGUUUCUAUGGUCUAUGCACAUAACGUCUGUGUCUUUAAAAUUUUUUGUAACACUUCUCUUAAAGUAUGGCCACGGAAAAAGCAAGCCAAAACUCAAUGAAAUUGGAAGUUGAACAAUACUGGCAUUGCGGUAUUGAACCUUGCGUAGUUUAUAAACCAGGCGUUGAACAGAACAGUUGUCAUAUCUGCAAACAACUCACCACUAUUUCCCAUAUUUGUGACAUGGACCACAAUUGAGCAUUAUGUGAUAAAAAGUGUUAGUAUUUGCUAUAGGUAAGUUUGGUCCAUGUUAAUUUAUUUGUUUCAUGGUUCAUAGAACUGACUGUACACUUAUAUGUAAUUUGUAGGAGUAAUUAUCCAAAGUACAAUACAUUUUUUGAAUGAAAACACACUAAUUAAAAAUAUAUAUAUUAUUGUUACAUUUGCAAUAUUCAGAAAAUGGAAAGACUGGAGAUUCUAAAUUAUAUUUAUAAUACCUACUCUAGUGGAAUUGUUAAUUUAUUUUUGAAAAGUAUAUGUUUGAAUACUUGUAAAUUGUAAACUCUGUGGUAGUAACUGUUUAAUUUUGUGUUGUAAAUAAAUUACCAUUUUCAUGUAAAGAGAUACAUAUAUUUAAAUUUGUCUGUUUACAGGAAUAUAAGAUAUUUUGUAUAUUCAGAAUGUUUACACUACCUAAAUUAGGACUAUAUUUUAAAUUAAAAUGUAUCAACAUUAAUUAAAUGUUACUUCUUAUGUUUGCUGUUAUUAAACUGUCCUUAAUAAAUAGUGAAAUUUAAA
This is a messenger RNA of Bacillus rossius redtenbacheri, 8108 nucleotides long. RefSeq lists its product as uncharacterized. The record is from RefSeq and is a predicted model, not a curated record. Bases 360 to 3593 code for a protein of 1077 amino acids. Lineage: Eukaryota; Metazoa; Arthropoda; Insecta; Phasmatodea; Bacillidae. The transcript has 10 exons.